This is a messenger RNA of Phasianus colchicus (ring-necked pheasant), 2928 nucleotides long. It is a transcript of the gene GLRX2, whose product is annotated as glutaredoxin 2. Gene Ontology annotation, cellular component: mitochondrion. The record is from RefSeq and is a predicted model, not a curated record. Gene Ontology annotation, molecular function: protein-disulfide reductase activity. Lineage: Eukaryota; Metazoa; Chordata; Aves; Galliformes; Phasianidae.
ACAGGCAGAGCCCCGGACAGCUGCGCAUCCCGCGGGGCGGUGCUGAGAGGAGGAGGGGCCUGAGAGCGGCGCCGGACCGCCGUGAGGACUGCGUGGGAGCACCGCCCCUUCCUGGCGGCCGCCAUGUUCCUGCAGAGGGCGCUACUCCUGCGGGGCCGUUUUAGAAUGGGAAAUAGGCUGCCUACCUCUGUCGAGCUGUCUGAUGCUGCUGCUGUGAAUCAGAUACAGGAGGUAAUCUCAGACAACUGCGUGGUGAUUUUCUCUAAAACAACAUGCUUCUACUGCAAAAUGGCAAAAAAGCUUUUUGAGGGUUUAAACGUCAAUUACACAGCUGUAGAACUGGAUGUGAAUAAAAAUGGAAGCCAGUUCCAAGACAUUCUUGAACAGAUGACGGGUGGCAGAACAGUCCCAAGAGUGUUUGUUAAUGGGACUUUUAUUGGAGGUGCUACAGAUACUCAAAGACUUCACGAAGAAGGCAAGCUGCUUCCAUUAAUUCAUCAGUGUCAAGUGAAAACAAACUCCGGAACUACUAUUUAGCUUCAGUUGUCAUUUAUAUAAAAUGGGUGAAAAUGCAGACAAGUUAAAAAAUCACUAAGAUGUACUGCAACAGCCGGGGUUAGGCAGCUUCAAACUGUGGUUUUUUGAGUCUCAAGUGAUUCUCUUGACACAGACUUCAUGGAACUGACACAUUUGUCUUCUUGCCUCAGCUUUACCACAACAGCAGUUAGUAUUAUGUAUCUCUUGGAACCCCAGGUCUAAGAUAAUCAUGUCAUUUUUGUUGCUCUUGCAUCCUCAUAACGUGUCUCACGCUGUUAACUGUCCAGGAGUUAAAAGGUUUUAAGAAUCUUGGAGCUUUGGUGGUUUUUGUUUUCUGCAUGAGUUUCAUUUCUGGCUUUGUUCCCACCCUUACACUGCAUGGUCAGUACAAUGGCUCUGUGGGGGGUCAUGAAGCAAUUAUGAAUCAACAAAGUUGUAGCAAUGUUGCAUGUAAAACUUUUUCGAAGUUCUGCUACUUCUACACUACUUGUACUACUCAUUCAAGUGUUUUUGCCUCAUAUUAAAAGCAGUACCUAUACUUGUGCUUGUUUUGUGUUUUAACAGUAUUGAAACACAGUUUUAUGCAAAUUCCAUUGUAAUUUAGUUUAACUGUAAUUUAUGGAAAUAAGUUAUGCAAACAUGGAAUCAAUCAAGGAAGUCCAGUGGCAACAUCCAUUGUUCAUUUUAAUGGAAGCUGAUAUUAGGAGAAAUGAGUUAAUGAGUUAGCUUCAUCAUUGCCUUGCAUAAUCAUUCUUAAUAUGAUCACAGUCCAACAAAACCUUCAACCACCCAGGCUUGCAAACAGCUCCGUUGUUGUGUUAAAACCAGCUAGGUUUUGAUAGUACUGAAGUACAUUAAGAUCUGCUGAAGAUCUAUAUAUAAGUCUUCCAAAUCCAGCCAACUUGCUUUAAGGUCUUUUGUCAUAUAUGUCUGUGGAAGACUGCAGUAGUAAGCUGUUCUCUUGUGCCAGGCCUGGAUAUGAAUAGUGCAGGAUGUCUGACUUCAUUUGCCUCCCUCUAUCUUCAACAUCUGAUCACCUCACUACUGAAGUUUACUUCUAAUUGGUACAGUAAAAAGGGAAAAGAUGUUUGCCAUUUUAGAUCCCUGGGUAACCACUUUGGUCUUUACUCUGCAGUAUGAAAUAUCAGUCUAUGUACUGUUAUUCAGGAAUAUCCUCUAGGUGUAAGCCAGAUCACCUGCUACCUAAUCUGCAGCUACAGACAAUGUUAUGAACCAUUCAACGCUAUUUUGACACUUAAGGCCACACAAAACAAGUCCAAUAUGCAUAGAGUUUAUUUAGUACUUAUAUUCUACAGUCAAAAUGCAAUUUACUAGCAGUAUUAACUUGCAGUUAAAUGUCUAAAAAACCUAAAUUCAAUAGUUUCAGUAAAAUGUACAUCCAAAGCCAGACCAACCAAUGCCAAGACUUGGUUAUUUCAAGAAAGUUCAUAUGUCAGUAGAAAAAACCUCUUUCUUUAGUAAGAGACCAUUACACUACUAAAGAUGCACAGUUUAGACUAAAAAUGCUAGUCAAGGAUUUUUAUUCAGUCUCUCCUCAAGAGAACAAAAGCUCUACAUUCAUCUUUAGCUAACUAGGAUUGCAAGACUGUCAUCUGAAUUUGACAGCUUCCUUCUUGGGAUGCAGGUUUGAAAUAAAUUUAAGUAAUAUUAUUUGUAGAAAGUGUUGAGUAUGCAGCUGGUCUGCACUGUGCAUCUUUAAUUUGUGUAAUUAGAGAUAAACACAUUGACCUCAUUGUGUUUUCACCAUUGCAUUGUUAUUUUUUCUGAUUUCAUUAUCAAGUCUUUCCAAAGACACUCAUUAAACAAAUGUGCAUCUCUCCCUAAAUUUAUACUUAAUAAAGGAAUUUAUUUUGCUGGUAUCAAAGUAUUCUUUGCCUAUUAUCCUUAGGCCAGUUAUGUUUUCUGACAAGGUUAAUAAUUAUGCACCUGGAAAGCCUGCAAAUCCAUAAUGUAAGUACUAAUGGUAUGCAAAGAAAUUUUUCAUUUUGUUACCCAUUAGAAAAAGUCCCCAAACAAUAGUUUAAAAUAACCCUUUGAAUUCUAAAUUUCAGAAGUCUCAGGGCAUUGUCACUUAAGGCAAUAUUCCACUCCAAUAGUUGAGAAAGCAUGCUGUUUGCCUGCAGAGUCCAACAAGUGCCAAUUUAGUACAGAAAAUCAUGUCUUAAGGCAAUCAAAGGGUUAAUUAUGCUUCUUUUCAACUGCAUUAAGGCUCCCCCAUCCAAAUAUUUUCUUGUUAAUUUUGUGUAAUCCCAUAGAAAGUAGCAGCAAGACAGUGGCUUCAUUAUCAGAUAGCACAAAGCCACCAUGUUAUGUUUAAGUCAUUUAAACACUGUAUGGCAGCUAAAGUGUGGUUCUACUCUGGAAAAAAAA